AUGUCGUUGACAGACUCAUCUCCGCUGGAAGUCGCUAAAGCAGCCUCAAUCUCUUCUCGAAACCUAGCCAUACUAUCAACCGAAGCUCGGAAUGAUGCCUUGACAGCUAUACAUGGGGCUUUGCAAGAGACAAAAGAUAUAAUUCUAGCAGCCAACGCAAAGGACCUGGAGCUGGCAACGAAGGCAGCCGAAGAAGGGGAACUGAGUCAGAGCGUGCUGAAGAGGCUGGACCUGGGGAGGAAAGGCAAAUGGGAAGACAUGCUGCAGGGCAUACUGGACGUUCGAGACCUUGAAGAUCCUGUCAAUAAGAUCACUCUAAGAACAAGAUUGGAUGACGGCCUUGAGUUGCAAAGAUUUACAUGCCCGAUUGGAGUUCUGUUGAUCAUUUUUGAGGCACGUCCGGAAGUCAUCGCCAAUAUAGCUUCUCUAGCUAUCAAAUCUGGAAACGCAGCUGUUCUCAAAGGCGGCAAGGAAACCACUCUCUCCUUCCGCGCCAUCUCUACGACCAUCUCCAACGCCUUGACCAACACCCUAGUCCCUAACGCCUCGAUCCAACUCGUCACUGCUCGAGACGUUAUAGCUUCCCUUCUUGACCUCGACAAGCAUAUCGAUCUGGUCAUACCGCGUGGUUCCAACGAGCUGGUCCGGUACAUCAAGGACAACACCCGCAUUCCCGUCCUUGGUCAUGCGGAUGGCAUUUGCAGUACUUACAUUCACAAGGAUGCGGACCCGGAGAUGGCAGUUAAGAUUCUAGUUGAUGCUAAGCUGGGCUAUCCAGCAGCUUGUAACGCAGUCGAGACACUACUUGUCGACGAGGCCGCCCUAUCCACCAUUCUCCCGGCCGUAGCAUCAGCUCUUCUCGAAAAAGGCGUCUCUCUUCGCUGCGAUGCCGAAUCCAAAAGCGCACUCGCAGCUUCUCUCCCGAAGAACGAAUCAACAAUCCUUCAAGACGCUACGGAAGAAGACUACACAACCGAGUUCCUCGCUCCAAUCCUCGCCAUCAAAACCAUCCCCACGCCCCCAGACGCUUCCGCCAGCACCUCCUGCAGUCUCGCAAUCGCCCACAUCAACGCCCACUCCUCAAAGCACACCGACGCCAUUCUGACCUCUUCCCCAGAGAUAGCAAAUCAGUUCCAAUCCGGCGUGGAUUCGGCCUGCGUUUUCUGGAAUACGAGCACGAGGAUGGCGGAUGGUAUGAGAUUUGGUUUCGGCACCGAGGUGGGCAUUAGCACGAAUAAAAUCCACGCGAGGGGACCGGUGGGGCUGGAGGGUUUGAUGAUUUAUAAGUAUCGCAUCAAUGGGUGUGGGCAGGUUGCGGGUGAUUAUGGGGAGGGGGGAAAGAGGUGGAGGCAUGAGCGGUUGCCGUUGGAUGGGUGA
This is a messenger RNA of Letharia columbiana, 1377 nucleotides long. RefSeq lists its product as uncharacterized. The transcript has 3 exons. Lineage: Eukaryota; Fungi; Ascomycota; Lecanoromycetes; Lecanorales; Parmeliaceae. The record is from RefSeq and is a predicted model, not a curated record. Bases 1 to 1377 code for a protein of 458 amino acids. Gene Ontology annotation, molecular function: glutamate-5-semialdehyde dehydrogenase (NADP+) activity; NADP binding.